CUAACAGAGAGGAGAUGAGAGAUAAUGUGAGCAUUUAAAUUACUACUUUCUCCUUCUCUUCCAUCUCAAGUUUCUUUCUUCAUAUAUAGAUACACAUCUUCCAUUAUAUGAUUAUUAUUAAAUUCUUGGCAGCAAAUGAGGGAAGGAAGCUAAGGAAUUAUAGCAUAGCCUUGCUUCUGUCUGGGGUUUACUUCUGCUUUUAGGAAAGGGAUUGGAUUUGGGCUUUGGUGAAGAAGAUGUUGGGAGAAUUGGUAACCAGUAGCCUUGUGUUGGUUCUUGGGUAUGCAUACCCUGCCAUUGAAUGCUUCAAAAGUGUGGACAAAAACAGAGGGGAUAAUGCUGAGCUUCGCUUUUGGUGUCAAUAUUGGAUAAUUGUGGCAUUGGUUAGAGUUUUGGAGAGCAUUUGUGAUCUUUCCAUGUCAUGGAUGCCAAUGUAUACCGAGUUGAAGUUGGCACUCUUCAUUUACUUGUGGCAUCCCAAAACAAAGGGGACAACAUAUAUAUACGAAACAAUGUUGACUCCUUUGGUUAAAAAGCAUAAAGUGGACAUCGAUGGAAGAUUCUCCAACUUGAGAGAAACUGCAUGGAACUUGGCCAUAUAUUAUUGGCACAAUGGCACUGAAUUAGGGCAGGCCAAGAUGCUUGACUUUUUUGCCCCUUCUCCAUCCCAAAACAAUGGCACCCAACAAAGUCCCAAGAAGGAUCAAUACAAUUGGAAGAGUGUAACAUCAUCAACUGGACGCCAAAGCUCGUCGUCGUCUUAUGGGUUUCUCAAGAGGAAGUCAUCUGACAAGCGGAGAUCGUCGCCGCUUUCUCCUUUUCCAACGUACCGGUCUGUGUCUGGUCCGGCUAAGUCGGAUGUAGUUGAAGUUCAACUACCGGUUCAAACUCAAGUUGUAUUUGAAGGCAAAAGUGGUUAAUUAGGCCCCGUUUGGUACACGGAAUUCAAACUAUGGAAUUGGAAUUGAGGCUUCAAUUCCAAUUCUCAUGUUUGGCAGCACAAAAAUUAUGUGGAUUUGGAAUUGGUAGUGCAAAAAAUGAAUUGGAAUUGG
Molecule: messenger RNA, 1052 nt
Organism: Cuscuta campestris
Lineage: Eukaryota; Viridiplantae; Streptophyta; Magnoliopsida; Solanales; Convolvulaceae
Source: the annotation of a GenBank genome assembly